GAAUCCUAACUUUGACUCAAAACUUUUAUUUUUGAAAAAACUGUAUAAAAAUCCCACAUUAAUUCUACUAUAUAUUUACUACUCCCACUCGAGAAAAAGAGAAAAUUAAUCUAUGCUUAUUUAAGUUGAUAAUAAUAUGGUGUCACUUGGUUUCAAUAUUCAGCUUGUACUUGUAAUUGCUUUGCUCAUUCUUCAACCACAACAACACACUUCAGCUAAUGUUCUGUUUGGAAAGCUAAGGAAGAAAGAGUGGCUAAAGUUUACCUCUAUAGAAAAAGAUCAUGAUUCUCAUGUGGAUGGUAUCGUUGCAUCUGCUGGAGGAAUUAGAAAAAUGCUAGUGUAUCAAUUUUCAGUGAAAGGAGAUGCUGGAUUUGAUUCAAAGAAGACCUCUCACAUGAAUGUUCAGGCGGAUAUCAAGAAGAAUCACGAGAUAGGUAAGAAGGAAGAAUCGAAGGAGUUUGUUGAUGUAGAAGAUGAAAUAACGAAGCUUCUGACCAAAGACUAUAGUGGAAGAAGCAAGCCUCGCCGCAGCAAACCACCCAUCAAUAAUCACAAGCCUACCGACUAAUUAAAACGAGCGAUUUAUAAGACUAGUCUUGAAGGUAGGUGAUCUUGAACUUUUACCUCACGUCACGGGGCAAAACUUCAAGUUUUAACAAAUUUUGAAGGUUCGUCUAUAAAUUAAGUUAGAGGCCAAAAGCUCAAGACCGUCCAUUUUCAAGAUCAUUAGGUGUAAUUUCCUGAAUUAAAACCUUAGUAGUAGUAACUAGUACAAGUAGAUUUGGGCCAUCACAAUUUUGCCUCCCUAGUAGUGAAGGCCCAAAAAUCAUGUUUGUUAUUGUACAUUUGCUUCCUUCCUAUCUUUAUAGUUUAUAUAUAUUACUCCAUCAAACUCCGUUUAACCUUG
Solanum lycopersicum (tomato) is the source of this 907-nucleotide messenger RNA. RefSeq lists its product as uncharacterized. The record is from RefSeq and is a predicted model, not a curated record. Lineage: Eukaryota; Viridiplantae; Streptophyta; Magnoliopsida; Solanales; Solanaceae. Gene Ontology annotation, biological process: positive regulation of gene expression; regulation of root meristem growth; cell differentiation. Gene Ontology annotation, molecular function: growth factor activity.